UACAGGAGAAAAUGCGGAACUAUGACGACUUAUAAAUAUAUACACUAGUCUUACGUAUUGAUAUAAUGCCUAUUUACAAAAAUCCACGGCGCGUUAAUUAGCCUACACCACACUUGGUUGUUCUGCAACGAAAACAGAUAGCUGCUAACAGCCUAUUCAAAUCGAAAAUAAGCAAGGUCGUCUGCCAGAAGUGACUACUAAAUGUGACUGCGUGUCCCGUGACUUUCCUCUUUCGUGUAAUUCAACUAUUUGUCAUAUUUCACUGACUAGCUUGCACGUUGAAUUUUAUUUUUAGUAACAGAUGGCAUUCAUGUUGUUUUAUUGAAGCAAUGUCGUGGUAGCCUGCAAGCUCAAUAUCGUCUAUCGUGGACAGUGGUUGUUGUUUUUUUGAAUGGUUUACCUUCCGGAUAACCUAUAGUUUAAGAUGUGAAAUAUUUUUGGAAUUUGCCCGGCCAAAACUUUCGAUAUUGGCAUCAUGUGUUCUCGUAUGAAGCUAGGGCAACACUGCAAGCACUCGCACAGCCUCUCGCUCAUGCGCACUGACUGCUGCCUGAGCAAUUUGUCAGUACUCGUGGGAGAAUUUGGCAGAUAUCUUAGCAUUUGCCAUGGAGGAGUCAGCCAAUAAUGUGGCCACUCCUGACUUUGACGUUUAUGAAGCAAUGGAUUGGAAAGAUGGAGUGGGAACGUUGCCUGGAAGCGAGCUGAAGUUCCGGGUGAAUGAGUUCGGGGUCCUGGAGGUCAUAACCGAUGAGGCAGAUGACGACAGCGUUAAGAAGGCCCACGCCACCACCACAUGGGCUGUCCCCACUGCUCAGGAAGUGGUGAAAGAGGAGCAGCGUCCUUGGGCCCAGCGUGGUCUGGUGUGUGUGCGGUGUCAGAGGAAAGGCUCGACGGUGGACUUCUUGCCUGACGGACGCCACUGCAGCGAGCGCUGUCAGCAGCAGGACCAGCAGGAUGAGUGGAAUCUGAAGAAAGACAUCGCCAAGAACAAUGGAGAGGUGACCGGGGUCACCAGGAAGAGGCAUCUCCAGCCAGAGAAAGUUCCAGAAGAGAUGGACAACGUGAUGGAUGUUCCUGAGGAUGAUGACGAGGACUACGUAAAUGAAGAGAAGGACAGCAGGAAGUCGACACGCGGGGCCCCCAGGGGCCGGAGGAAACGGAGGGGCGACGCAGCUCUGCUCAGGCAAACGGUGCCUUAUGGAGGGAAAAAGAAGUCUUGGUGCUGGGCCUCAUAUUUGGAGCAGGAGAAGGCCAUCGCAGCCCCCAGCAAACUGUUUAAAGAGCACCAGUCCCUGCCACAGAGCAAGAAUGGCUUCCGGAUGGGGAUGAGGCUGGAGGGAGUCGACCCCGAGCACCCAUCCAUGUACUGUGUGCUGACAGUGGCCGAGGUCUCAGGCCAUCGUAUCAGGCUGCACUUUGACAAAUACUCCGACUGCUAUGACUUCUGGGUAAACUCCAACUCCCCUGACAUCCACCCCGUGGGCUGGUGCGAGAAAACCGGCCACAAGAUGCACCCUCCCAAAGGCAUGAAGGACGAGGAAUUCAGCUGGCCGUCCUACAUAAAGCAGAACAAGGCCCAGGCCGCUCCCAAAGCCCUGUUUGAGAACCAGAACACGACCGUGACGCCUCAGGGCUUCCGCGUUGGAAUGAAGCUGGAGGCCGUCGACAAGAAGAACCCCUCCUUCAUCUGUGUGGCCACAGUGGCGGACAUGGUGGACAGCCGCUUUCUGGUUCACUUCGACAACUGGGACGAGAGUUACGACUACUGGUGUGAUGCAACAAGCCCUUAUAUCCAUCCAAUCGGCUGGUGCCUGGAGAAUGGAAGAACUCUGACCACACCUCCAGGUUACCCUAAUGAGAAGGAUUUCUCCUGGGAGAAGUAUCUGGAGGAGACGGGCGCCUCCCCUGCUCCUGCCAGAGCCUUCAAAGCGAAGCCUCCUCACAGCUUCCAGGUGCUCCUGAAGCUGGAGGCCGUGGACAAGAGGAACCCUAUGCUGGUGAGGGUGGCCAGCGUGGUGGACACGGACGACCACAGGAUCCGGAUCCAUUUUGAUGGCUGGACCGAUGAGUAUGACUACUGGGUGGACACGGACAGCCCAGACAUCCACCCGGCGGGCUGGUGCGCCAAAACCGGACACCCCCUCCAGCCCCCCAUCAGUCCACAGGAGAUGUUUGAUUCGUCGGAGCAGGGCGGCUGCCCCACCCCUGGCUGUAAGGGCAUGGGCCACAUCAAAGGGGCUCGCUACUCUGGACACCACAGCGCGGUGGGCUGCCCAUACUCCGACAUCAACAUCAACAAGGACUCUGUGCUGCCAGACCGGCUGAGCGGGGAGAUGCCAGGCAGCGCGCCAGGCGUGGGCAGGCCCAGGAGGGUGGAGCCCAGCCCAGAGACCUCCACCGGCACGCCAGACAAGCAGCAAGGCCCCAGCCUGAGCCACCCGGAGAGGCCCAGCCGCCCAGAAAAGCCCAGCACUGCAGCCAGCUCCAUGGAAAGGCCACUCAAGAAGCCUGCAAGCACUGAGCCAAAGAGACGAGUGGGCCGGCCUUGCAAGCAGAAGAAGGUCGAGGAGCCCGUGGAAGAGGAGAUGGAGAGCGAGGUGUCCUCCAUUAACGAAACCAAAGACCUGAGCCUCCAGCAGGCCCUGCACCAGUCUGUCUUCAUGCCCAGCGGCUCGCUCUCUCCCACCUCCAGCACGCCGCACUGCUGGGACCAGCACAGCAAGCUGCUACCCACCGUCGCUGGCAUCACCGCCAGCAAAGUGGCUGCCUGGAGCGUUGAUGAGGUUACUGAGUUCAUUCAGGGUCUGCCAGGAUGCAAGGAGCAAGUGCGCACCUUCAGAGAAGAGCAAAUAGAUGGUGAGGCCUUCCUGCUGCUCACCCAAGUGGAUCUGGUGAAGAUCCUCAGUAUCAAGCUGGGCCCGGCCUUAAAAAUCUACAACUCCAUCUUGAUGUUCAAGACAGCCGAGGACUCGGCCUACAAUGAGCUCUGAGUGAGAGGCGGAAGGGGGAGGGAGGAUGCUGUCACUUUCAGGCCUCAGCAAACUGACGGUGGAAUUUUCCGGAAUGAAAUGAAAAAAAAAAAAAGAAGCACAAAAGAACUCUUCUUCAAAGAAGAACCUAAUUCAUGCAAGGGGGAAAAAGAUGGAAGGAAAAACUGCACAUGUAUAUUGCACUGUCAAUUUUUUUUUUUUUUCGUUCUGCAGCCAUAACAUUCAUAGACCUGUACAGUAGAAAUGAAUUGUGUGUAUAUAUACAGUAUAUAAAGACAACAAUUAUGUUUUAUUCCUUAUGCCUAUUCUCACUCUAAUAAUGAGUUACAUGUGCUUUUUUUAGAAUCAGGGCUAGCUGUGGGUAGAAAAGGCUGCCUUAUUUUCAAAAAGCAAAACAAUACCACUUCACACAAACUUUCUUUGAGCAUUUUUUGGAAGAUAUGAGCCCUUGUUGUUUUAAGGUUAAUGGUGAAAUCCAUCAACGGUUACCUCCAUUCAAUCCUCCAGCCAUCUACGGAGGUAAUAGGCACUAUUAGCCAAGAAUCUGUCGUCUGUGUAGUUGAGCUGAUGGAUGCAGCCUUAGUGCCCUCCCUGGGGAAACAUGACAGAUUCCAGGGGCAGAUGAUUUCCCCCAGCAUUGCGGGGCGCAGUGAGUCCAUAGAUUGUUAAGAGAAAACGGAGGGAGCAGAUAGACAAUAAUCCUCAACGCUCCCCCUGAAGCUCAAGGACAGCAGAGGGGCCUUUUUUUAAUACAUUUUUUUUGGGGGGGGGGGGGGGGGUCUCUUUCCUCACUUUCCACCUUAUUGUCGUCUUGAAGGGCUGAAAGCAUCCGGAAAAUUCUCACCCCAGCAGAAUAUGCUGGAAAUAAUGUAAUCGACCAGUCAUUAGGCCUGUGCCAGUAUAGAUGGCACACACUAGGGAUACUAGACGCCCCAGACGGUGCUCGCUGAAGCGUUAUGGUUAAUAUACAGCUGUAUGUCACUAGCUCUCUCGAAUGUAUAGAUAUGAUGGGGGAUAUAAAAUCCAUUUCAGUAGGCUUUCAAAAUGAAACGAUGAACGUCAUAAUCUGUUUGGUUGCCGUCCCAUGCGUACGCGCAACCACUCUCUAUUUAUCACAGCAGGUACUGGAAAUAGAUCCACGAAUAAAGACACAUCCUUUGUAUACUCUUGAGCCAUAGACGGCAAUAUGCUAUUUUUAUUUCAGUGUGAGUGUGAUUGAAGCAUGGAGAACACAAACAGAUGAAAAAUGUUUUUUUUUUUCCUUUCCUCUACAAAAUGUAUUCAUAUGCAAUUUUUUAAAUUUAUUUAUUUAUGCUGAUAAUGCUCAGACCAGCGUGAGAAUGUUUCGCGGAUGUGAAGCCAUGCUUAGACAGGAAGGGAGGGGAAGGGAGCUCGCUGUAGCCUGUAUCACGUCCCUCUGCUGAUUUGCAAAUAAACACGGUGGCAACUCAA
Clupea harengus (Atlantic herring) is the source of this 4442-nucleotide messenger RNA. RefSeq names its product L3MBTL histone methyl-lysine binding protein 3 (gene l3mbtl3). Lineage: Eukaryota; Metazoa; Chordata; Actinopteri; Clupeiformes; Clupeidae. The transcript is spliced from 22 exons. Bases 606 to 2990 code for a protein of 794 amino acids. The record is from RefSeq and is a predicted model, not a curated record. Gene Ontology annotation, biological process: negative regulation of DNA-templated transcription. Gene Ontology annotation, cellular component: nucleus. Gene Ontology annotation, molecular function: chromatin binding; zinc ion binding; histone binding.